This is a messenger RNA of Nycticebus coucang (slow loris), 2820 nucleotides long. RefSeq names its product alpha-1,4-N-acetylglucosaminyltransferase (gene A4GNT). Gene Ontology annotation, biological process: protein O-linked glycosylation. The coding region runs from base 1650 to 2780 and encodes 376 amino acids. Gene Ontology annotation, molecular function: acetylglucosaminyltransferase activity. The record is from RefSeq and is a predicted model, not a curated record. NCBI's taxonomy places the organism in Eukaryota, Metazoa, Chordata, Mammalia, Primates, Lorisidae. The transcript has 3 exons.
CAUGUUCAUCAUCGGGGAGUCCAAAUGACAUCCAAAUUGAUAGUAUUUUAUUUUUCUCUGCUUUUCCUUGAUAGACAGUGAGAGUUGCUUUUGAUUUACAGAGCCCUUUAAUCCUCACUAUAAACCUGAGCACAGUCAUUUUCUGUGCUUUACAACACUUUACAAGGUAGAGCCUCUGGGUAGGUUAGUAACUUCUCUGGUGCCCUCAGCGUGUGGUGGCCAGAGUUACAGUGCUAUUUCCAUCACACUCACUGCUUGAUUCAUGAUUAGACAGGUCCUACUUUUUGUGCUUAGGAUUUCGCUGUAUCUCUGAUGCCCACAUCCAUCUUUACCUGACAAAGGCCAUUAACUACUUAACUGCUCUCUGCCUUGACUAAUUGUUCAAUAAUUUUGACUAUGGGGCUAGCAGUUGGCAGGCACUAAGACACAAGACUAAGGUCCUGGGAAUGGGUCACUCCCACCAAUGGAGCUCUCCAGUUACUCCUGAACAGGAGCAGGAACAUUAAUUUUACUUCCUUUUGCAGAAAAGAAUAACCAAUCUAUCCAAUGCUAGAGAACUUUAGAAAGAUGUGAAGGUACCCUGAGCCCAGAAUUGAUGAGGUCCAGAGGAGAAAUUCAGCUCCAAAGGGAAGAAGUGUGUGGAAACCUAAAAGCUGUUUGGGGCGAUCCUUUGGCACAUAGAAAACCAGAAGCCAUUGAUGAAUGGGACAGUGCUAACACCUUCGAUGAAGCACCUGCUAUGUCAGAAUCCAAAGUCUGCUUAGGCAGGGGCAUGCCUGCGCAUACCAAAACAUCUGGAAGGAACUGUGGAUACCUGUUCAUGGCCAAGAGCAGGCUCUGGGCUGAAGACAGUUGACUCUGAGCAGAGGAUGGCUCCAAGAGGAUUUAUUACUAAAUGCUCAUUUUAAGGGCAGGAGAAUAGACCACACAUGAGUGAAAGUACACUGGGAGAUGUAGGGAUUGGAACAUCAAGAAUGAGAAAACUGACUUCAUACCCCACGAAGGGGACCUCGGGGCAAAAGGGGCUUUCCUGCAGACAGGAACUGGGGAGUCAAUUCCAUGCUAGACUACUGGGCCUUUGGACUAUGAAGUCCAUUGCUUAUUUGUAGUAAUGGGCUUUCUUUUCUUUUAAUCAAAUCUUGUUUUUCAAAGGAGGAGUUUGAACCAACUUACAGGAUUGUUUGGUGAAACUUUUCCAAGUCUCUGUCCUUGGUUUUGAUCAAGCUAAACUGAUCAAACACAGGAUCUGUUGGCUCCAGGUUUAUGCUAUGAUACAGUUUUUGCCAGGUGAAAUGACGCCCACUUAGUCUUCAUAAUAGAGCCAUAAACAGGAAGGAUUAGUGUGUGGGUUACCUGAAAAAUCCUGUGAACCCCCCGUUGUCCCCAAUUGUCUAUGUCUGGGGGAACUUAGUAAAGGGAGGAGCUUCCUAGGAACUCUCUGUGUUUAGCCUUCAUCUUCUGCCAAUGAUUUACCUACCCCUGUAUUGUUGAAUUGGAAGACUGGGUGGUGAUUUAUCAGAAAGUGUUAGCAGGAAAGACUUGUCAUUUCAGAGACUUCAAAUACUGGCUAACUGUAAGUUUCUGGCUAUAAGGUAAGCUCUGAUUUACUGGUUUUGUCUUUUCUAAAUGAGUUACAUAGAAUGUGAAAAAUGGACCUCCCAGGAAUGGAGACCCCUAUUCUCUUGAGUUCGCUAGAGUCGGUGCUAACAUUUAUGGAGAGGGAGGCCCUGAGCAGCCAGGAGAGAGAAGGGGCCAUGCUGAAGGAGCUCCAGCUCUCCCUGUCUGUCAUCCUGCUGCUGGCCUGUGGCUUCCUCUACCACUUUACUCUGAAGUCCGGUUGCCUCUUCUCCUGCCUUCCUCUCUUCAAGUCCCAGCAGGGGCUAGAAGCCGUCCUGAGCCAUGGGCACAGCAUUGUGUUUCUAGAGACCUCGGAGAGAAUGGAGCCACCCCCAUUGGUCUCCUGUGCUGUGGAGUCUGCAGCCAAGAUUUAUCCGAAGCAGCCUGUGGUGUUCUUUAUGAAGGGGCUCAACAACUCCAUGCAGCUGCCCUUAAACUCCACAUACCCAGCUUUAUCCCUCCUCUCGGCCAUAGACAACGUUUUCCUCUUCCCUUUGGAUAUGAAAAGGCUAUUUGAAGACACGCCAUUGUUUUCAUGGUAUACUCAUAUCAACGCCAGCACAGAGAGAAACUGGCUACACGUCAGCUCCGACGCUUCCCGCCUGGCCAUCAUCUGGAAAUACGGUGGCGUCUACAUGGACACAGACGUCAUCUCCAUCAAGCCCAUCCCUGAAGAGAACUUUUUGGCUGCACAGGCCUCUCAAUACUCUAGUAAUGGGGUGUUCGGGUUCCUCCCCCGCCACCCCUUUCUGUGGGCAUGCAUGGAGAACUUCAUUGAACACUACAAUUCAGACAUUUGGGGCAACCAAGGCCCCAAUUUGAUGACGAGGAUGUUAAGGGUAUGGUGCAAACUCGGAGACUUCCAGGAACUGAGUGACCUCAGGUGUCUCAACUUGUCCUUCCUACACCCGCAAAGGUUUUAUCCCAUCUCCUAUCCAGAGUGGAGGCGCUACUAUGACGUCUGGGAUACGGACCCGAGUUUCAAUGACUCUUAUGCCCUUCAUUUGUGGAACUACAUGAACCAGGAGGGGAGGGCUGUGGUUAGAGGAAGCAAUACACUAGCAGAAAAUCUCUACCGCAAGCACUGUCCCAGGACCUACAGGGACUUGAUUCAAGGGUCAGAGGCAUCAGUGACUGGGGAGCUGGGUGCAGGUAGCAAAUAGAGUCAAUGCUGGGGUGCUGCUGCUACAUCACGGAACUGGA